Molecule: messenger RNA, 1108 nt
Organism: Leptopilina heterotoma
Lineage: Eukaryota; Metazoa; Arthropoda; Insecta; Hymenoptera; Figitidae
Gene: Ufsp1
Product: ufm1-specific protease 1
Exons: 3
Coding region: 407-1051 (214 amino acids)
Source: RefSeq, a predicted model, not a curated record
UCUGUGUUUAUUUCUAUAUUGUGUAUGUAAGUGGUAAUGUCGAAAUAUUUAUUUUCUACUUUCCUUUUCUUUAUUCUGUUUAUAAGCAAAAAAGAUUUUAAAACAGUUAAAAAUUUACUGCUAGGUUCAAUAGUGGAUGUCAUGCGGAAAGAGCGGGAAAAUUUCGUUUUGUUUUGACAUUUUAAAGCCACGUGUUUUUUCUCAUUGAUUUUGCAGUUAAAAUUUUUGUUUUCUUCACCAAGUUUUUCGUUUUUUGAUUUCUGUACAAAUUCUCUUUUUUUACCUAGAGUUUGUUUAAAAUUUUGUGGAGGAAAUAUUUUUUAUAGGUAAAAUUUAAAUUAGGGUGGAAAGUUUAUUUAUAAAAAGAGGAAAGUUUAUUUAUAAAUCAGAUAUUUUUGUAAUCCACAUGGAUUAUCGGGAGAGUUUAUUGAAAAAUGUGCAUGUAAAUUUGCCAUUACCUGAGUCAACAGGUGAAACAUUUUUGGUGAGAGGUGAUUAUGAAUAUUGGCAUUAUGGAUGUGAUGGUUUUGACGAUAAGGGCUGGGGAUGUGGUUAUAGAACAUUACAAACAAUAUGCUCGUGGAUGAGGAUAAAUAAAAAUUUGGACCAAUCAGUUCCUACUUUGAGAUCAAUUCAGGAAACUCUUGUCUCUCUCGAAGAUAAGGAGCAAAAUUUCAUUGGUUCGAGAGAUUGGAUCGGAAGUAUCGAAGUUUGUUUGGUGUUAGAUGAAGUUUACAAGGUGCUUAGUAAAAUAAUUCACGUGCCGUCUGGUAGACAAUUGAUUAAUUAUGUGAGUGCGCUGAGGGAACAUUUCGAGCAGAAGGGAUGUCCAAUUAUGAUGGGUGGCGAUCGUGAUUGUUCGAGUAAAGGAAUCGUGGGCAUACAUGUCGGGGAGAAGGACACCUAUUUACUCGUUAUUGAUCCACAUUUUGUGGGAAAAGCAAAAUCUGUCGAGCAGCUGCACAACAAUAAUUGGAUUGUGUGGCAAAAUUUAAAGGAUUUUGUCGAAAGUUCUUUUUACAAUUUUUGCCUUCCACAAGUUAGCCUCUAAAACUUGUUGUAGUUUAAUAGCACCUAUAAUAAUUGAAUAAAUCGAUGUUGCAUUUUA